AUGUCGCUUGAAAAAACAAAGUAUAAAACUCAGAUUGAGGAAUUGAAGGAAGAGAAAGCUGAAGCAGAAAUAAGGGUUGAAACACUCGAGCUACAAGAAGGCGAACUUCUCGCAAAGAUCAAAAAUCUGUCGGAGGGGAAAGAGCAGUACGGUGAGAAAGUAAACACGUUGACUAGAGAGGUGGAACAAUUACAGCAAGAGAAAAGCGCUUGGGAUGAAGAGAAGAAACGAAUCACUUCGCAACUACAGGAGCUGGAAAAAUCAGCCAAUUCUAUUAGGGAUUUUGAUAAGGAGCGAUCGGAUUAUAAUGACAGAAUAGAUGAACUCAACAGGGAGGUAAGUUUUUGAAA
Molecule: messenger RNA, 350 nt
Organism: Cylicostephanus goldi
Lineage: Eukaryota; Metazoa; Nematoda; Chromadorea; Rhabditida; Strongylidae
Source: the annotation of a GenBank genome assembly